Blepharisma stoltei is the source of this 2614-nucleotide messenger RNA. NCBI's taxonomy places the organism in Eukaryota, Ciliophora, Heterotrichea, Heterotrichida, Blepharismidae. The record is from the annotation of a GenBank genome assembly.
AUGGAAUUAGACGAAUCGGCAGUUUUAUCACCUGAGCAAGAAGCAAAUGAUAUAGCUAAAGAAGAGGAUGCUGCUGUCACGCUAACUGAAGAAGAAAAUCUGCUAAUUGAUAAUUAUCUGAAUGGUAAGGAUAUUUGGAAUACAAACGAAGAAGCUCCGAAUCCUUAUUACUUAGGCGAUGUAAUUGAAGCAAUUAUCCAUAUUGCUUUUCCUGCAUACACUCGUCCUCCGCUUCCUCCUGGUCCUCACUAUUUCCCCUUAAAACUUUGUUUUUUAGGGCCAUUGUUUUCAGGAAGACACACACAAAUAAAAUUUUUGGAAGCAAAAUAUGGAAUUAAAUCCUUUGAUAUAGAAAAAAUUAUAGAAGACCGAAAUGGAGUUUUAGAAAGAAAAGCAGAGCUUGAUGCAGGUAAAAAGCUGAAAAAGCCUGAAGAAGAAUCAGAUUUUUUUGUGCAAGAAUCGAUAAACUGUCCUGGGAAUUCUCCCGAUGAGCUUGCAAGGCUUUUCAGAGCUAAAAUCAGAGGGCUGUUUGGAGAUGAACCAAAAAUAGAAGAAGAGGUAAAAAAGCCAGGUAAAAAAGAAGAAGUUAAAUGUCAAGGAUGGGUUGCACUUGGGUAUCCAAGGAAUAAAGAAGAAGCUAAGUCAUUUGAAAAGAUUUUUAGCGGGUAUGUCCAUCCGACUGAGCUUCCAGAGUCAAUUGGAAGCAUAAAAAAGAGGGAAGCUGAAAUUAUAGCGAAAUCGUCACUUACAGAAAUAAGACCUUAUUUACUGGAGAAAUCAGGAUUUGACCUAAUAUUCUGACUAGAAGCUCCUCUUUCCAAUUUAGUUCAUAGAGCUAUAGACAGAAGAGUCGAUAACAGCGGAAAUGUCUAUAAUCUUACUUAUAACCCUCCUCCAGAUAAUCUUCUACCAAAACUUAAAUUAAUUGAGCACCCCAAUGAGGCUGAAAUUACAGAAAAAUACCACGAGUUUAUUAAAGAAACCAAUGGACUUAAAGACUGAUUCCGACUGUUUGGAAUUGAAGACUGGAAAAGCUUAAACGUGAUAUCAGGACAUCGGAUUGAAGAAGUAAAAGAAAUGAUUGAAGCCAAAAUUCAAGAAUGGCUUAAAAUUCGUGAGGAAAUUUCUAAAAAUCAACUAUUAGAUCAGACUGAGGUUAAGAAAAAAAUAUCCUUUAGGGAUACAGAAAUCGAUUUAAAUUAUAGUCAGGCUUCAUCUUUAUAUGAGCAAUGGGAAAAUGCUCUUAAGAAUUAUAUUUUGUCGUUAAAAGAAAAUUUAGUGAAGACGUCAACAACACAGUAACAGUUAUUUAGAAAUGUUAUUGAUUCUAUUAUAGAACAUUCAUUUGUAGAGUUUAAGAAAUUUUUGACGAGGCCAGAUCACAAGCAAAGCAUGAUUGAGCCUUUUGUGAAUAAAAUUAUUAACUUGAUGGAGAGGAGGUCGAUAAAUAUGCUAUAUGAAAUUGAAUUAGAUUAUAUUUUUAUUUUAUUAUAAUUUAAGUGCCAAAUUCUAUAUUAAAAUAACUAUAAUUAUUCUCAUCAGUGCUGGCUUUCUUUAUCAAUUAAUUUAAAAGCUGAUAACCUCAAAAGAUCGAAAAUUUAUUUUCGAAGAAAUUGAUGAUUUUUCAGACAAAUUGUGGGAUAUCAUUGAAGAAAGAAAAGCUGAAGCCAUUAAUUACAGACUUAAAAUAAUGAAAGGAAUUUCAGAAAAAGAACUGUCUCAAGGAACCAUGGAGAUUACAAAAGCACUUAUCCAAACUGAACUAGAAAAGCUUGUGAAUUUAACUAAUCUUAUUAUAGAUUUCCAAUAUCAAGCUAAUCUUUCUGAACGAAACAAAGUUGGUGUGCCUGAGCUAAAUUUUGAAUUUUCUGAAGAUUCAGAUAUUUAUAAUGACUUGGACCAAAUGUGUGAAGAAUACAAAUUAAAGCUUUUACCUUGAGUUGUCCAGUAGAAAUUUCAAGCUAUUUACUGAUUUAUAAACAUAACUCCCUUCCGUUUUAGCUUGUGCUGAUUAUUCAAUCAAGGAUUUAAAAAAUUUUUUGUGAAAAAACACUAUUUAACAAAAUUUUUCGCAUAUAAAGCAUUUUAUGCACUAGCGAUAAGAGAUAGAGUGUGCAAUAUAUAAAUAAACAGGCUAAAAAUCACAUUAGAAUAAUUGAAGAAUAAUUAUGUUCCAUUAUCAUUAUUAUAAAAAGUAAGUAGUUAUAUAAAGGAUAGGGAGGGGAAUUGGCUUCAUGAAUAGCUCGAUCAAGAUUUGAUUUAUUUUCCAAAUCUGGGUAAUUUUAAAGGAUAAGGAGGAGUAAGGCAAUUUAGUAUAUCUAUUUCUCAAUUAGGACUUGAAUCAUUGGAACUUCAAGAGUUAAGCGCUAUUUUUGCUUUAAGAGUUUCAGAAAUUAAGAACUGGGCUAAAGAGGAACUUCUCAAAAUGAAAAAGAAAGUGCAGCAUGCAUAUGAUAUUUUAGAUGAUUGGAUAACUGAUUCAGUAACAGGAGAAAACAAUCUUGUCAAUCUAAUGGUAAAGCAUUGGAAAUCAUGCUUAGAAGAUAGAAGAAAAAUUGAAAUAACUGAAAUUGAAAAAAAUGAUAGCAUCAUCAAAUAUUUAAGACCUUUAUAA